AUGUCUGCCUCCUUCCGCUCCAUCCGCGCCCUCGCGCCCCUCCUCGACCGCGUCCUCGUCCAGCGCGUCAAGGCCGAGACCAAGACCGCCAGCGGCAUCUUCCUGCCCGAGUCCUCCGUCAAGGAGCUCAACGAGGCCAAGGUUCUCGCCGUCGGCCCCGGUGCCCUCGACAGAGAUGGCAAGCGGUUACCCAUGGGCGUUGCCUCUGGUGACCGUGUCCUGAUCCCCCAGUUCGGCGGCUCCCCGGUCAAGGUCGGUGAGGAGGAGUACCACCUCUUCCGUGACAGCGAGAUCCUCGCCAAGAUCAACGAGUCAUAA
Molecule: messenger RNA, 318 nt
Organism: Colletotrichum fioriniae
Lineage: Eukaryota; Fungi; Ascomycota; Sordariomycetes; Glomerellales; Glomerellaceae
Product: Nitrogen permease reactivator protein
Cellular component (GO): mitochondrial matrix
Molecular function (GO): ATP binding; protein folding chaperone; protein-folding chaperone binding
Source: RefSeq, a predicted model, not a curated record